CGAAUGGUCACGGAGAUGAGGGAUACAAUAUUACCGCUGUUGGAGGUCAAAACAGUGCCAGUUCUAGCCGGUGCGCCUUGCCGACAGCGCUCUUGGACUCGUACUACAACAACAUCGAUCGUUUGAACCCUGACAAUGUCGACGAACCCGAAGUGAUCGACUUAGUGUCCCAGUCUGAGUCUCAGGGCUCAUUAGCCCAGUCACAGCGGCCACGCGCUGAUAGCAGUGUUCUAUUUUGGUCGGACUCUUCCUCGCAAAGCCUAGAACAGAACGCGCCAAAAGAGUCGGACGUCGCGCCUGUGUCGAGCGUGUCACGCCGCGAGCUUGAAGAGUCGGGGCGAGGCGACCUGGAGGAGCCCCGAAACAUUGAGGAACGUUUACUCGAGAUAGUUGGCGACUCUUUGGAUCAUGAUGCUGAUGCACAUGAAGAGAGGCGAGCGUCUAUCGCGGGCGAUCCUGACGAGCCUGCUUUGCAUCUUGAUCCUGGCAGCGACGAGAAGGACGUCGAAAGCGAAGAGGACCCACGCGAGUGCGAGCUGGAAAAGUAGUCGCUUGGCCUCACAUGUUUGAAAGAUUUCUGUACUAACUCUGUCGCUACUGCUGUUCUUGUGAUAAGCACAAAAUUAUUCUUGCUGCACCGAGAAUCAAGGUCAACCUCAACGCGAACAUUCACAUUUGUGCAUUUCUAUUCAGUCCAACGCCAGGAAAACGAGUGAUCAAUGAAUUGCUAGUACACAACAUGAUGCUUUUGGUUUACAGACUACUAUUAGAUCAGAGCAGUCCCUAUUCCAUACCGCGGAUACACGCUAGCGACCACUGCGGAGACGUUUUUUUUUUCAAUUUGAUAUGUUUCUAAGAAGAAAGUUUUUUUAGCUGC
Amoebophrya sp. A25 is the source of this 877-nucleotide messenger RNA. The record is from the annotation of a GenBank genome assembly. Lineage: Eukaryota; Dinophyceae; Syndiniales; Amoebophryaceae.